This is a messenger RNA of Hibiscus syriacus, 1494 nucleotides long. Its product is annotated as BAHD acyltransferase DCR-like. NCBI's taxonomy places the organism in Eukaryota, Viridiplantae, Streptophyta, Magnoliopsida, Malvales, Malvaceae. The transcript has a single exon. The coding region runs from base 79 to 1458 and encodes 459 amino acids. The record is from RefSeq and is a predicted model, not a curated record.
UCAUUCCCCUCGUCCAUUUUCCUCACUCCACUUCUGUUCUUGAAAAAAAAACUUCUUUUUUUAAUUUCAGCAAUUACCAUGCCUUCUUCUUUAGCUAAUCUGGUUUCCAACUGCAUGAUUUUCCCAGACAAGAAACCUCAUGUCGAAACAUUGAAGCUCUCGGUUUCGGAUAUCCCCAUGCUGUCUUGUCAUUACAUUCAAAAGGGUGUUUUGCUGACGGCUCCUCCUUUCUCCUUCGACGACCUUGUGGUUUUUCUUCAGCAAUCUCUUUCUACUACUCUCUCUUACUUCCCUCCUUUGGCCGGUCGGCUGAUAACCGAGCCCGAAGGCCACGUGCACAUCGACUGCAAUGACGCCGGCAUUGAUUUUCUCGUGGUGAAAUCCCCUACGCUUUCCGUCAGCGACAUUUUGUGCCCCGGUGAUGUUCCCGAUUGCGUCAAGGAGUUCUUCACUUUUGACAAGACGCUUAGUUACUCCGGUCACUUCAAGCCGUUAGCUGCGGUUCAGGUGACGGAGUUGGUCGAUGGGGUUUUUAUUGGGUGCUCGGUGAACCACGCCGUGACCGAUGGGACUUCGUUCUGGCACUUUUUCAACACCUUCGCUGAGAUCACUAAAGGAGCUUCGAAAAUAUCGAAGACCCCCGAUUUCUGUCGUGAAACAGUAUUUAAUUCUCAAGCUGUGCUUAAAUUCCCUCCCGGAGGACCCACCGUUACUUUCUCCGGCGACGAACCAUUAAGGGAGAGGAUCUUUCAUUUCAGCAGAGAAGCGAUUUUAAAGCUUAAAUACAGAGCUAACUGCGGUUGUUUGUUAACGAAACAAACAAAUUCAGAAGUUUUAGGGAAGCUCAGCAAUGACAACUGGAAAUCCGCUAGCAGUAAUACCGAGAUUUCAUCUUUCCAAUCUCUUUGCGCUCAGCUUUGGAGGUCGGUGACACGAGCGAGGAAACUGGAGCCGAUCAAAACGACAACGUUUAGGAUGGCAGUGAAUUGCCGGCACAGGUUGGACCCAAAGCUCAAUCCGUACUACUUCGGGAACGCGAUUCAGAGUAUUCCGAAUUAUGCUCCGGCGGGUGAAUUGUUGGCUAAGGACUUGAGCUGGAGCGCCAAUCUGCUUCACAAAAGCGUGGUGGCGCACGAUAACGAAACCGUACGUCACGGUGUGGAGGAUUGGGAACGGCAGCCGAGGUUGUUUCCGUUGGGAAACGCAGACGGAGGUUCGAUCACCAUGGGAAGUUCGCCUCGGUUUCCGAUGUUUAACAAUGAUUUCGGAUGGUGCAAACCUUUGGCGGUGAGGAGUGGUAGGGCCAACAAGUUUGAUGGGAAGAUCUCAGCUUUUCCCGGGAGGGAAGAAAAUGGAAGCGUUGACUUGGAGGUGGUAUUGGCGCCGGAAACAAUGGCGGGUCUCGAGAACGACGCCGAGAUUAUGCAGUACGUAUCAGAGAUGGAGUUAGUGAACUGAGUUUACACUUUUGUCUGUGAUGCAACUCACGAAGGA